GCCGCGACCGCUCAGGCCCGGGAGGAACGGCCCGGGCUCGCGGCCGGCCUCCCGCCACCAGGAGGCGGUGUCGGGAAUCCCGCGCCCCAACCAGGAGCACGGAGGCCACGAAGGCAGCAGGGCGCCUGCGCGUGAGUCGCCGGAAGUGACGCCACCAGGAAGGGACGCCGCUGGGAGGAGCGGCCGAGCCAUGGCGCGGGAGGCGGCGGAGCGGCCUCCGGAGGAGACCCUGUCGCUCUGGAAACGGGAGCAAGCCCGGCUGAAGGCCCUCGUGGUGGACCGGGACACGGAGGCGUGGCAGCGCGACCCCGCCUUCUCGGGGCUGCAGAGGGUCGGGGGCGUGGACGUGUCCUUUGUGAAGGGAGACCGUGUCAGCGCCUGUGCCUCGCUGGUGGUGCUCAGCUACCCUGAGCUCGAGGUGGUGUAUGAGGACUGCCACAUGGUUAGCCUGACUGCUCCCUACGUGUCGGGCUUCCUGGCCUUCCGAGAGGUGCCCUUCCUGGUGGACGCGGUGCAGCGGCUGCGGGAGCAGGCGCCCGGCCUCGUGCCCCAGGUCCUCCUCGUGGAUGGAAAUGGGCUUCUCCACCACCGAGGCUUUGGGGUGGCCUGCCACCUUGGCGUCCUCACGGACCUGCCCUGUGUUGGGGUGGCCAAGAAACUCCUGCAGGUCGACGGGCUGGAGAACAACGCCCAGCACAAGGAGAAGAUAGGACUUCUGCAGACUGGAGGAGACUCAUUUCCUCUGAUGGGAGGCUCUGGGGCCGUGCUGGGCACGGCCCUGAAGAGCCACGACCGCAGCACCAAGCCGCUGUAUGUCUCCGUGGGCCACAAGAUCAGCCUGGAGGCGGCCGUGCGCCUGACCCGGGGCUGCUGCAGGUUUCGGAUCCCAGAGCCCGUGCGCCAGGCUGACAUCCGCUCCAGAGACCACAUCCGCAGGACCCUGGGAGCCUCCAGGCCACCCGCUCCCAAGCAGGACAGGAGCCAGAAGGUACAGAAGCCAAAGGGAGGCUCGAAAGAGCUGGAGGGGGAGGGCAGGCCCCCCGAGGCACGCCGGAAGGCCCCAGACCCACGCGCCCCGCGGCAGUGAGUGUGGAGCCGAGCCGGACGCAGCGAAGCUCUUGGCCGCCGGGCCCAGGACCCAUGGGCCCGCCCCGCUCGGGGUCUGGGUGGCGUGGCUGCCGGCGCUCCGCAGGAGACGGACCCCGGGCGGCAGCGCACCGGCCCGUAGGAGCGUGCCGUCGCUCUCCCGGGGGCACAGGAAGGACGCGCAGGUUCACAGCGUUUUGGCGUGUUUCCGUUUUCUCCCUAAAAGCGCCCCGAGGGCCUAAGACCGCAGACCGCACGUGCGGCCCUGGCCUUGCGCCGCUGCUGCUUCAAGCACCCGCGCCGCUGCCCUCGUGGUUUUGUGGUUUUGUUUUCCAGCGUCCACUUAACAGGGCUCCCCCUCGUCUCCACCCCUGGCUGGGCGGCCACCGCGUCACCUCCGCGCCGACCCUAGAGGGUGCGAGCUAGAGUGGCCGCCCAGCCCGCCAGCCUGCCCACUUCGGGCACGCGAGGGGACCAGACGGGGCCCGGAGGCCCCUGGAGGCCCCUCCGGGGACGGCAGCACGGCCGCCCUCCCCCGCUGCUCCCGGCCUGCCCGCCUCCUGACCC
Molecule: messenger RNA, 1653 nt
Organism: Suricata suricatta (meerkat)
Lineage: Eukaryota; Metazoa; Chordata; Mammalia; Carnivora; Herpestidae
Gene: ENDOV
Product: endonuclease V
Exons: 9
Coding region: 191-1087 (298 amino acids)
Biological process (GO): DNA repair
Cellular component (GO): cytoplasm; nucleolus
Molecular function (GO): RNA endonuclease activity producing 5'-phosphomonoesters, hydrolytic mechanism; single-stranded RNA binding
Source: RefSeq, a predicted model, not a curated record